AUGGACAAGACAUCAUCAUUCUCCAGCCAGGAAGGAAAGCCCAUUCGAUGCAAAGCAGCAAUAUGUAGAAAAGCAGGAGAAGCAUUGGUGAUCGAAGAGAUCCAAGUUUAUCCACCUGAAGCUUUCGAAGUUAGGAUUAAGAUCCUAUGCACAACUCUUUGUCACACUGAUCUUUCUUUCUCGAAAUAUGACAGUGGACCACUCGUCAAGUUUCCAAGAAUUCUAGGACACGAAGCAGUCGGUGUGGUCGAGAGCAUUGGUGAACAUGUGGAUGGUUACAAACGAGGCGACAUCGUGUUGCCAGUAUUUCAUCCUCAAUGUGAAGAGUGUAGAGACUGCAAAUCUUCAAAGGGCAACUGGUGCACGAGAUUUGCCGAAGAUCUCGUGUCAAACACGCGACGUUACGGAACGGCUUCGAGGUUCAAGGACUCUAUGGGAGAAGAUAUUCACCAUUUUUUCUUUGUCUCGAGUUUUUCUGAAUAUACCGUCGUUGAUAUCGCUCAUCUCGUUAAAAUCACUCCUGAGAUUCCUGUUGAUAGAGCGGUUCUGCUCAGCUGCGGUGUCUCCACAGGAAUUGGAGCAGCUUGGAAAACAGCUGACGUUGAAGAAGGCUCCACCGUUGCAGUUUUUGGCCUUGGUGCUGUUGGACUAGCGGUUGGAGAAGGAGCCAGGCUGCGCGGGGCUGCACAGAUCAUCGGUAUUGAUAUCAACCCUGAUAAAUUCGUGCUAGGUAAGAAAUUUGGCUUCACGGAUUUCAUCAAUCCUACCAUGUGUGGAGAUAAAAAGAUUAGUGAGGUGAUUAAAGAAAUAACAGGCGGAGGAGUUGAUUACAGUUUUGAAUGUGUUGGUAUAACUUCGGUACUGAGCGAGGCUUUCACUAGCACCCGUACGGGUACAGGAAAAACGGUAGCCUUGGGGAUAAAUCCAGCAGCUCCAACAGAAUUGGAUAGUUUUGGUCUUUUCAGAGGAAAACAUAUUUGUGGAAGUUUGUUUGGUGGUAUGAAACCCAAGCUAGAUAUUCCCAUUCUCGUGGAUCGUUACUUAAAAAAGGAGCUUAAUCUGGAUAGUUUUAUCACACAUGAACUGAAAUUUGAAGAUAUCAACAAAGCUUUCGAUUUAUUAGAAGAAGGAAAGUCUCUUCGGUGCAUUUUGUGGAUGGAUAAGAAAUAAAUAUUUUAUAUUAGACGACAAAAGUGAUGUAUUACUAGUCUUCUCUGCUUUUAUCUUUUUACUCAGUUUGAUAUAAACUAUGGGAUUUAUUAGAAAGAGCCGUAGAAAUAUGAACAACUAUUAAUAGAAAUAAAU
Messenger RNA from Eruca vesicaria subsp. sativa (arugula), 1305 nucleotides. The record is from the annotation of a GenBank genome assembly. NCBI's taxonomy places the organism in Eukaryota, Viridiplantae, Streptophyta, Magnoliopsida, Brassicales, Brassicaceae.